AUGGGCUUUACAACCGGCUUCCUCGGUGGCGCAACUCUGACGUAUUCGCUCCUCUACUUCGGUCUGUACGUCCACCGCGCCAACCGCAACGUCCAACGCACCCUGUUAUCCCAACAAUCUGCACUCCUUAACAGCGUGGUCGAGCCGUUACCGCCGCUCCCUGACCCACCCGCAUAUGAAGUCCGUCGCGCCGGACUAGCCGAACAGGUAAAAGACCGAUGGAAUCGCGAGGUCGAGAAACUGGUCAGGAACGUGCAACAGACGGACUGGACCGCCGCCAGAGAAGACGCGGAGCAGAGAUUAGUGAGCCUCUGGCGGACCGUCAGGCAGAGUGAAACAGGGAGGGAGGUUGAGGAGAGAGCAAAGGAGCUAGGAGAGCAGGUCCGGACGGGUGUCCAGGAGACGGUCGCGGAGGGACGGGAGAAACUUAGGGAGACGGUCGACUCCGGGAAGGAGAAAGUCAAGGAGGCGGUAGACCUCGGUGGUCAGAAGGUGAAGGACGUGGUGGGCGCGGCACGCGAGACGGUGGAGGAUCUCGGGAGUGUAGGGAAGGAAAAGGUCGAAGAGAAGACAACGGGACGACCGAAGAGACUGCUCGAAAUUGGUUGA
Messenger RNA from Cladophialophora yegresii CBS 114405, 609 nucleotides. RefSeq lists its product as uncharacterized. Gene Ontology annotation, biological process: cristae formation. The record is from RefSeq and is a predicted model, not a curated record. NCBI's taxonomy places the organism in Eukaryota, Fungi, Ascomycota, Eurotiomycetes, Chaetothyriales, Herpotrichiellaceae. Gene Ontology annotation, cellular component: MICOS complex; mitochondrial crista junction. The transcript is spliced from 2 exons. Bases 1 to 609 code for a protein of 202 amino acids.